AUGCUGCGGAAAGUGUUUUCAAGCGUAUCUGCUCGAGUCCGAGCCGCCAGUUCGAUGCCACCGCCUAUAACCGACAUUGAACCCAAGUUUACAAAGCUUUUCAUAAACAACGAGUGGGUUGACGCCGUUAGCAAAAAGACGUACGAGACAAUAAAUCCAGCGACCGGCAAACGGAUAACGAGUGUAGCGGAAGCUGAUAAGGCAGAUGUCGACAAAGCAGUGAAGGAUGCGUUUCGUCUCGGAUCACCCUGGCGUCGAAUGGAUGCAGCACAACGUGGUGCUUUAAUGCACAAGUUGGCCGACUUGAUGGAGCGGGAUAGAGCUUAUCUUGCUUCGCUGGAAACUCUAAAUAACGGAAAGCCAUACGCUGUCGCUUAUAAUGCUGAUCUACCUCUCUCAAUUAAUUGCAUAAGGUACUACGCUGGCUAUGCGGAUAAAAACCAUGGGAAGACUAUUCCAAUUGCUGGUGACUAUUUCACCUACACACGGCAUGAACCAGUUGGAGUGUGCGGUCAAAUAAUCCCUUGGAACUUCCCUCUUCUAAUGCAAGCGUGGAAAUUUGGUCCAGCACUGGCGAUGGGCAAUACAGUAGUUAUGAAGCCUGCUGAACAAACCCCACUUACAGCUCUUCAUGUUGCCAGUCUUGUGAAAGAGGCAGGAUUUCCCGCUGGUGUAGUGAAUCUGUUGCCAGGCUUCGGGCCAACCGCUGGGCGUGCAAUAGCCAGUCAUCUGGAUGUGGAGAAAGUAGCGUUCACUGGAUCAACGCCAGUAGGUCGACUAGUAAUGCAGGAAGCAGCGCACAGUAAUAUCAAAAAAAUCAGUCUCGAACUUGGUGGCAAAAGUCCCAAUAUCAUAUUUGCUGAUGCUGAUCUUAACGAAUGUGUUCAUCAGGCUCACCACGGUUUAUUUUUCAACCAAGGUCAGUGCUGCUGCGCGGGAUCUCGAGUUUUCGUAGAGGGGAAGAUUUACGAUGAGUUCGUUGCGCGCUCAAAGGAACUUGCUGAAAAGAAAAAGCUUGGAAACCCAUUUGACUUGAAAACGGAACAAGGGCCUCAAAUCGAUGGAGAGCAAUUGAAAACAAUCCAGCGCUAUGUGGAUAUAGGCAAAAAAGAGGGUGCUCAACUGGUCACUGGAGGAACUAAGUGGGGAGACGAAGGAUUCUUUUUCAAGCCGACCAUAUUUGCUAAUGUUAAGGACGAAAUGACGAUCGCGCAAGAAGAGAUUUUCGGACCAGUAAUGAGCAUCAUACGCUUCGACUCGAUGGAGCAUCUUGUAGACAUUGCCAACAAUACAAUCUAUGGCCUGGCCGCUGCUGUAAUGACAAAGGAUCUCGACAAGGCGCUCCAUGUUGCGAAUAAUAUCAGAGCUGGAUCAGUCUGGGUUAACUGUUUCGACGUUUUUGAUGCAGCUGCGCCGUUUGGUGGAUACAAGCAAUCAGGAAUCGGACGUGAACUCGGCGAAUACGGUCUGGAGGCCUAUACGGAAGUCAAGACUGUGACUAUCAAAGUUCCUCAGAAGAAUUCGUAG
Molecule: messenger RNA, 1527 nt
Organism: Haemonchus placei
Lineage: Eukaryota; Metazoa; Nematoda; Chromadorea; Rhabditida; Trichostrongylidae
Source: the annotation of a GenBank genome assembly